AUGGAUGUAAACAGGCGACGGAAAUUGCUGUUAUCUGUCGACAACCAAAGUUUCAUUGGGGAAGGGAAGACUAUCCUUUUCAGACUUUCACCGCCCAAACUUAAUCGGGAAUUUUAUCACUGUUACGGCACCGAGAGUUACACAUCUGGAAGCCAAUUUGAAGCCAAUCUCGACCACCUUUUCACUUCAUUGUACACUAGAGCUCCUCCUACACGUUUCAACACGACGAUCUCCGGCGAGGAACCCCAUGGGGUAUAUGGCCUCCUCCAGUGCAAUGAUAAUACCACAGAGUCUAACUGUCGGGAAUGUGUGAAUACGUCGAGCGUGGAGAUUGUCCGACGCUGUCCUAACCGAAAAGGAGCAGUCAUCCAGUUUGGGCACUGUCUUUUGCGAUACUCCGGCCGGAACUUCUUUUCCCAAAGCGAUGAUCGGGUGAAAAUCAAAGCUGCAUCUAGCCCAUCCAAAUCCGCCAUGGCGAUAACCAAUUUUUCCUACUCUAAAAAGUUAUACGGUAUGUCACAAUGCACCCGAGACUUGUUGGUAACCUACUGCUACAGUUGUCUGAGGGGGAUGAUUAAUUCCCGUUCAGCGAGUUGUAACACCCGCAUGUACCAGGUGUUUGACGUAGAUGAUGAAGUCAUGGUGUUCUUAAGGAAGGAACGCAUAACCAUUGGGAAACAUAACAAGCUACAACCUUAG
Molecule: messenger RNA, 699 nt
Organism: Nelumbo nucifera (sacred lotus)
Lineage: Eukaryota; Viridiplantae; Streptophyta; Magnoliopsida; Proteales; Nelumbonaceae
Source: RefSeq, a predicted model, not a curated record